Molecule: messenger RNA, 855 nt
Organism: Procambarus clarkii (red swamp crayfish)
Lineage: Eukaryota; Metazoa; Arthropoda; Malacostraca; Decapoda; Cambaridae
Source: RefSeq, a predicted model, not a curated record
AUGUUAAUGAUAUACCCUAAAAUGUUCAAGCUAUACCCUAAAAGGUUCAAGAUAUACCCUAAAAUUUUCAAGCUAUACCCUAAAAGGUUCAAGCUAUACCCUAAAAUGUUCAAGAUAUACCCUAAAAUGUUCAAGAUAUACCCUAAAAUGUUCAAGAUAUACCCUAAAAUGUUCAAGAUAUACCCUAAAAUGUUCAAGAUAUACCCUAAAAUGUUCAAGCUAUACCCUAAAAGGUUCAAGCUAUACCCUAAAAUGUUCAAGAUAUACCCUAAAAUGUUCAAGAUAUACCCUAAAAUGUUCAAGAUAUACCCUAAAAUGUUCAAGAUAUACCCUAAAAUGUUCAAGAUAUACCCUAAAAGGUUCAAGCUAUACCCUAAAAUGUUCAAGCUAUACCCUAAAAUGUUCAAGAUAUACCCUAAAAUGUUCAAGAUAUACCCUAAAAGGUUCAAGCUAUACCCUAAAAUGUUCAAGAUAUACCCUAAAAUGUUCAAGAUAUACCCUAAAAUGUUCAAGAUAUACCCUAAAAGGUUCAAGCUAUACCCUAAAAUGUUCAAGAUAUACCCUAAAAUGUUCAAGAUAUACCCUAAAAUGUUCAAGAUAUACCCUAAAAUGUUCAAGAUAUACCCUAAAAUGUUCAAGAUAUACCCUAAAAUGUUCAAGAUAUACCCUAAAAUGUUCAAGAUAUACCCUAAAAUUUUCAAGCUAUACCCUAAAAGGUUCAAGCUAUACCCUAAAAUGUUCAAGAUAUACCCUAAAAUGUUCAAGAUAUACCCUAAAAUGUUCAAGAUAUACCCUAAAAUGUCUUCACCCCCUUUGACUCAAGGGGGUAUUUCGACCAGAAAUGGUCGAAAAUAA